Molecule: messenger RNA, 1239 nt
Organism: Pieris macdunnoughi
Lineage: Eukaryota; Metazoa; Arthropoda; Insecta; Lepidoptera; Pieridae
Source: the annotation of a GenBank genome assembly
AUGGCUAAAGACCUUAUUAUUUUGGCUUACUCCGGCGGUUUAGAUACUAGCUGCAUUCUAAAAUGGUUGAUACAAAAGAAUUACGAUGUCGUCUGCUAUAUGGCGGAUAUAGGCCAAGAUGAAAACUUUGGUGAAGCAAAAAAGAAGGCUCUGGGUAUCGGUGCUAAAGAUGUAAUUAUUGAGGAUCUACGUAGUGAAUUUGUGACUAAUUAUAUGCUCCCGGCCGUCCAAAUGGGUUUGGUAUACGAAAGCCGCUACUAUCUUGGUACUUCCUUAGCCCGUCCGUGUAUCUCUGUUGGAAUUGUAAACGCCGCUAAGAAGUUGGGAGCAAAAUACAUUUCACACGGGGCGACGGGCAAGGGUAACGAUCAAGUGAGAUUUGAAUUAAGUGUUUAUUCACUUUGGCCUGAUGGCAAAGUGAUUGCACCAUGGCGACUUCCGGAAUUCUUUAACAGAUUCCAAGGAAGAAGCGACUUACUUGAAUAUGCGAAGAAGGAACAAAUUCCAGUAUCAGCUACGCCUAAAGCACCUUGGUCGACAGAUGAGAAUAUAAUGCACAUUAGCUAUGAAUCCGGAGUUUUAGAGGAUCCGGGUGCAAUCCCGCCGAAAGGAAUUUACAAAAUGACCCGGGAUCUUCAAGAAGCAGAUGAUUAUCCUACCAUCAUUGAUAUAACUUUUGAAAAAGGUUUACCGGUAACCUUAAACAUUCCAAGCGGCCACGAGAAGUCCUUAAUAAUUAGAGACCCUUUGAAGAUAGUUGAGACUCUCAACAAGCUGGGAGGGCAACAUGGCAUUGGUCGAAUAGAUAUCGUAGAAAACAGAUUUCUCGGUCUUAAGAGUAGAGGACUGUAUGAAACUCCCGCUGGAACCAUCCUUCACUUGGCUCACCUUGAUUUAGAAGCAUAUGCCUUGGAUAGGGAAGUUCUGAGACUUAAGAAGAUCCUUCAAGAUAAAAUGUCCGACUUCGUAUACAAUGGUUUCUGGUUCUCACCCGAGGCCACGUACACAAGAAAAUGCUUAGAGCUGUCGCAACAAUCCGUCACCGGUGAAGUUACUGUGCAGCUUUUUAAAGGCAAUGUAACUAUUUCCGCGCGAAAAAGUCCCACUAGUCUCUACAAUAAGGAUCUUGUGUCUAUGGAUAUUGCUGGAGGAUUUUCACCAGAGGAUAGUACCGGUUUUAUUAAUAUAAAUGCUAUUCGUCUGAAAGAGUUUUCUCGUUAUUCCAACAACACUAAAUAA